CAGGACUUCAUUCCAAAAAUUAAAGACCAUAUUCUUUCCCACUUGCUGGGUUUAGAAUAUGAUGGCGACGAACAAGAUUUCAUGGAUGUCGAGCGAAAUGAUGUGUGGUUUAUCAACAAUCUGAACAGCAUUUUCCAACCUAAGCACUUUCAAAUCAAUUAUACAAUGUAUGAUGUCCAUAGGGAUCAAGACAUGCUCAAACCUGGAAAUGGCUCUACAAUGAUGAUGUUGUCGAGAGAAAGCAGUGCAGGUGCUCACCCUUUUUGGUAUGCACGGGUGUUGGGCGCAUUUUGUAUUAAUGUUCUUCAUGUUGGCCCCAACACUCAUAACUGCUCACCUCAGUCCAUGGAGGUCUUGUGGGUGCGAUGGCUCGGUGUGGAGCCACAGUACCAUUGGGGCUUCCGAGAAGGCCACCUACCAAAGAUUGGAUUUAUUCCCGACUCACCUGCUGCCUUCAGGUUUCUUGACCCAUUGCUAGUAUCAUGUAAGGCAUGCCACCUUAUCCCUGCUUUCGCUGGUCAUCAUACAAAUGACCUUCUCAGACAUGGUCCCUCUGCUGCAAGACUGCCUGGAGAGGUCGACAACUGGGCUUCGUUUUAUGUUAACAUGUGA
This is a messenger RNA of Suillus paluster, 612 nucleotides long. RefSeq lists its product as uncharacterized. Lineage: Eukaryota; Fungi; Basidiomycota; Agaricomycetes; Boletales; Suillaceae. The annotation marks the transcript as partial. The transcript is spliced from 3 exons. The record is from RefSeq and is a predicted model, not a curated record.